Messenger RNA from Betta splendens (Siamese fighting fish), 1697 nucleotides. Its product is annotated as gastrula zinc finger protein XlCGF57.1-like. The coding region runs from base 93 to 1553 and encodes 486 amino acids. The record is from RefSeq and is a predicted model, not a curated record. Gene Ontology annotation, molecular function: RNA polymerase II cis-regulatory region sequence-specific DNA binding; DNA-binding transcription factor activity. Lineage: Eukaryota; Metazoa; Chordata; Actinopteri; Anabantiformes; Osphronemidae. Gene Ontology annotation, biological process: regulation of transcription by RNA polymerase II. The transcript is spliced from 2 exons.
GUACAUCGUUCCCUGCCGGACCCUCAGAGUGUAACACCGAGCGGUGAGAGUAGCGGGUAAGUCCAAAUAAAAUCACCACUAACGGAGCGACGAUGUCUUCGGUUCAGCAUCUGAAAGAGUUCAUCUCCCAGCGACUGACCGCUGCUGCUGUGGAAAUAUUCGGAGCCUUUGAACAAACCAUCGUCGAGUACGAAGAAGAGCUCGACCGUCAGCGCAGACUGUUGGACGCUGUGUUAAGACCUGAGAUCAAACUACACAGGAUAGAGAUUCCAGAUGUGUGUGAGGAAGAUGAGGAGGUUCCCACUCACCUGCAGAUCUGUCAUCACGCGAAGAAAACCAGUCAGAAUGAAAAUGAUCCAAAUUCUCUACAAAUCAAAGAGGAACACGAGGAACCACACACCAGUGAGGAAGGGGAGACGCUUGUUCUGAAGCAGGAGACCGAUAAUGUGAUGAGUUCAGCAUACGAGGACAAUGCAGCAGUAGCAAAUGGUGACAGUCAGCUCCUCUCUCACAACUCUCUUGUCACCCUCCAUGUAGACAACUCUGCUAUGACAAAGAGUCCAACAGAUGAAAAUACUUUUAAAUGCACUACUUGUAGUAGAACCUUUAAGGCUAAGUAUGCAUUACAGAUCCAUGUGAAAACCCACACGAAGCAACAUCCAAUAUGUAACACAUGUGGAAAGAAAUUCCGUUAUUUAUCACAGUUAAAAACACAUGAGAGUGUCCACACAGGUGAGAAGCCAUUCCUUUGCAAAACCUGCGGGAAACGAUUUAGACUAAAAGCAAGCAUGAUAUCUCAUCUGAGGAUUCACACAGGUGAGAAGCCAUUCACGUGUAAAACCUGCAGAAAACGAUUUAGAAUAAAACUCCAACUGGAGGCUCAUCUAAGGAUUCACACAGGUGAGAAGCCAUUCGCCUGUAAAACCUGUGGGAAACGAUUUACACAUGAUUCAUCUUUAAGAGUUCAUUUGAGAAUUCACACAGGUGAGAAGCCAUUCAUCUGCAAAACCUGCGGAAAACAGUUUAGAGAAAAGUCACAUCUAAUAUCUCAUCUGAGGAUUCACACAGAUGAGAAGCCAUUCCUCUGCAAAACCUGUGGGAAACGAUAUGGACUGAAAAUCAAUCUGAAAGCUCAUCUAAGGAUUCACACAGGUGAGAAGCCAUUCCUCUGCAAAAUCUGCGGGAAACAAUUUAGACUGAAACACGGUCUGGAAGCUCAUCUAAGGGUUCACACAGGUGAGAAGCCAUUUCUCUGUAAAACCUGUGGGAAAAGGUUCAGAGAAAAGUCACAUCUAACAUGUCAUCUGAGGAUUCACACAGGUGAGAAGCCACAUGCAUGCAAAAGAUGUGGGAAACACUACAGUAGUAGCAACAACUUGAGAGUCCACAUGAGAAAAGUUCACACAGGUGAGAGACCAUACCUUUGCAAUGUCUGCGACAAAGGCUUCUUUGAGUUCAGGACUUUGAAGCAACACAUGAUGGUGCACACAGGUGAAAGUCCUAUUCCUGUGAAGCAUGAGGAUAAAGCUUUACAGGUGGUAAAGCCUUGUUGAACCACAUGAGGUCUCACACAGUUCUGUGUGGGACUGUGCAAAAGCUCAAAAAUGGAACGGCAGCAUUUAAGUUAAAGUUAUGUGUAUGAGGCAGAUUGUCUUUUUUUAAUUGCCUAAUAAUAAAAUGAAUGAGAUCCAUGUGUA